This is a messenger RNA of Hordeum vulgare subsp. vulgare (domesticated barley), 866 nucleotides long. RefSeq lists its product as uncharacterized. NCBI's taxonomy places the organism in Eukaryota, Viridiplantae, Streptophyta, Magnoliopsida, Poales, Poaceae. The record is from RefSeq and is a predicted model, not a curated record. The transcript has a single exon. Bases 38 to 727 code for a protein of 229 amino acids.
CACGUACCAGUACCACUCACCAAGGCACCCAGACGAGAUGAAGAUAUCCAUCGCAGCAGCCGCUGUCCUCCUCCUGGCCCUGGCAGCCACGGCUAGCGCGGUCACGUUCGACGUGACGAACGAGGCGUCGAGCACAGCCGGCGGCCAGCGAUUCGACAGGGAGUACGGCGCCGCCUACGCCAAGCAAGUGCUCUCGGAUGCUUCCUCCUUCACCUGGGGCAUCUUCAACCAGCCGGACCCCUCAGACCGCAGGCCCGCCGAUGGCGACACCGUCACCCUCGCCGUCCGCGACACGAACGGCAUCGCCUCCACCAGCGGCAGCACCAUCGAGCUCAGCGCCCGCUCCGUCGGCGGUAUUACCGGCGACAACCUCAAGGAGCAGGUGGACGGGGUGCUGUACCACGAGGUGGUGCACGUGUGGCAGUGGGGGCUGCAGGACUACCACGAGCACCACGGGAUCUUCGAGGGGAUCGCGGACUACGUGCGGCUCAAGGCCGGGUACGUAGCGGCGAACUGGGUGAAGGAGGGCGGCGGCAGCCGGUGGGACGAGGGAUACGACGUGACGGCCAGGUUCCUGGACUACUGCGACUCGCGCAAGCCCGGGUUCGUGGCGGAGAUGAACGGCAAGCUCAAGGACGGCUACAACGACGACUACUUCGUGCAGAUCCUCGGGACGAGCGCGGACCAGCUGUGGAACGACUACAAGGCCAAGUACUCCCAGGGCUGAUCCGUUUCAUGUUGCAUCGCAUGCAUGUGUACCGGUCUACGUCUAUGUACUGAUAUACUAGUAGUAUACUUGUAUUACUACACGGUUGAUGUACUGCCUGGAAUGGAAUAAAUCAACGUUCGCAAGGUUGAGCAGAAAA